GUCGAAUUGCGGCAUAGGCUCAUACGGCAGCCUCCCCCGCAUAUGUGGACACAUGCAAUGUCAUUCGUAGGCGAGUCCGUAAGCACAAGAAAUCAGCUUAAGGCGAUAAGAAGCACAAGCGGAGUUGCGCGGCGGUGCAAUUGCGGAAGGAGACAUGGUCGUAAUCUCGAUCCGGCUUGCUACUGAACUCCUGCUUGGACGAUGCGCUGUGCCAGAUACAGCCAACGCCGAUGGUAUACUCACCCAGCAUGAACGUGGCACGUUCGAUGAACUUCAAGGACUGCUAGCCCGACGGGCGGGUAUCAUAGUACAGGAUACAACCACUUCGUCCCUUCCCGAAUAUCUGAACCUAGUAUCCGUGAUUGGUUACCAUAUGGCGUACGAUGCAGCCGUCCAGAUGGGGGUGGACGCUUGUCUUGUGGACCUUUAAGUGGCAAGCUGCGUGAAAGCUGAUCCUGCCAGCGUGGUAUGCGGAGAACAUGGGUCUCUCCAGGAUGUAUCAGAGAAUAAUGGAGAUUGAUGCGGUCGAG
Molecule: messenger RNA, 530 nt
Organism: Laetiporus sulphureus 93-53
Lineage: Eukaryota; Fungi; Basidiomycota; Agaricomycetes; Polyporales; Laetiporaceae
Exons: 5
Coding region: 155-430 (91 amino acids)
Source: RefSeq, a predicted model, not a curated record